GGUGACCCCCCCCCCCCCCACACGGUGCGGACGCAGCAGCAGAGGAAGACGUCGAGGAGGAGAGCGGCUCCCACACACACAAACACACAUCACCGUGCCCACGAAACCUCGCCAUGGCCUCCAGGCUGCUUCUACGAGCGUCUCUCAACGCCGGCCGUCGUGUCGCGGCCGUCGGGAGCGUGAGACCGGCGAUGCGAGCCAUAGCGAGCGGAGGUGGCAUCCCCACUGAUGAAGAACAGGCCACGGGCUUGGAGAGGUUGACCAUGGAGGCUAAGAAAAAAGGCACUGACCCCUGGAGCAUUGAGCCACCCAAGACUUACGCAGGAACCAAGGAAGACCCACACAUUGUGCCGUCCAUUGGUGAAAAGCGGCUGAUCGGCUGCAUCUGUGAGGAGGACAACACAGCUGUGGUGUGGUUCUGGCUGCACAAGGGUGACUGCCAGCGCUGCCCUUCUUGUGGUGCCUCCUACAAGCUCGUUCCCCACGAGCUGCCGCACUGAAAACUUCUGCGUCCCCCCACACAAUCUACUCUCGCGUUGGUCACCACCUCAAUUUCAUGGGCCGUCCCGACUUUGGCGUGGUGCCCUCCACAGCGAUUGCCGCUAGUGUUGGUGUACACUUAAAACGGAUGUAUGUUUUGUCACUGUGACGUGAAUUAAAAACAAAUGUAAUGUCACUCUC
Molecule: messenger RNA, 681 nt
Organism: Lethenteron reissneri (Far Eastern brook lamprey)
Lineage: Eukaryota; Metazoa; Chordata; Hyperoartia; Petromyzontiformes; Petromyzontidae
Product: cytochrome c oxidase subunit 5B, mitochondrial
Biological process (GO): mitochondrial electron transport, cytochrome c to oxygen
Cellular component (GO): respiratory chain complex IV; mitochondrial envelope
Source: RefSeq, a predicted model, not a curated record